Molecule: messenger RNA, 721 nt
Organism: Armigeres subalbatus
Lineage: Eukaryota; Metazoa; Arthropoda; Insecta; Diptera; Culicidae
Product: cuticle protein CP14.6-like
Exons: 2
Coding region: 111-530 (139 amino acids)
Cellular component (GO): chitin-based extracellular matrix
Molecular function (GO): structural constituent of chitin-based larval cuticle
Source: RefSeq, a predicted model, not a curated record
GUUUGUAUAUAUAAGCAAGGCCGGGCAACCAGAAGGUAUCAGUGUGCAUUCAGCCAGCAAAUUUGUAGCGUGUAAUUAGGUUUUACAAGAUCUCUAAAUCUACUUUAAAAAUGAAACUGUUCAUCGCACUGUCCGCCUUGUUGGUUGUGGCCGCCGCUGGUGGUGAACACUAUGUGGAGCACAAGCACAUUCCGAUCGUGCACAGCGAGCUGAUACAGAGCAAUGACGGAAACUUCAAAUACGGUUAUGAGUCGGGCAAUGGAAUCGUCGUCCAGGAGGAAGGUCACGUCAAAAACUUCGGCAGCAAGGAUCAUGAGGCCAACGUUGCCCACGGAUCAUACUCGUACAUUGAUCCCCACGGCGUUCCAGUUUCCGUGAGCUACGUCGCCGACGAGAACGGAUUCCAGGCCCAUGGAUCUCACAUCCCAACACCACCACCACUGCCAAAGGAGCUGGUUGAGGCCUAUGCUAAGGCGGGCAGUCAUCCUGAGGCCCACCAUGAGGAGCCCGAGAUCUACAAGGGCCACUAAGCAGAUUCGGCACCGCAACUGUGCCCUAUAGGAGAUAUUCUCCCAAAAUGAGUAUAUGCCAAAAUGUGAUAGUCUAUCCGAUUAUCAGCCGGAUAGUGCCUAGUAAAAUUGAUUUUAUUAGAUAUAUUUAAAACAAAAAUUAACAGUGAAAAUGUAAAUAAAAAUGUGCUAUUAAUCAAUGUGCCAACGAA